Messenger RNA from Nematocida homosporus, 1653 nucleotides. RefSeq lists its product as uncharacterized. The transcript has a single exon. The annotation marks the transcript as partial. Lineage: Eukaryota; Fungi; Microsporidia. The record is from RefSeq and is a predicted model, not a curated record.
AAACCCUAUACUCCAGUGCAGCCAACAGUUUCCGACUCCGAUACUAACCCAUGUCUAAGUUCAAGUGGGUUAGAAGAAAAGGCUGGUCUUUCUAUAGUAGAUACUCGGGCCGAACUUAUGAAGUUUAUCAUGCCCAAGUAUUCAAGUGCCAAAGAGGCUAACGCAGACCUUGAAUUUCUAAAUACGAUCGCUGCUAUCAAAGUCUCGAUAGCUUUGAUUGAUUAUACAGAUGUUGUUGAGUCAGAAUGGCACCAGACGUGCAUCUUAAUUGUAACUCGAAUUAUUAACAUGAUUGAAUGUAAGAAGUUAAUAAUUGAUUUGAGGUGUAACUUAGAGUACAGUUGUACGAACAAGCCCAUUUAUGAUGCUAGUUUGCGUGAGGCGGAGAAAGUAGUCGGUCUUACUCCCAAACCACCAUGUGCGCUCGUAGCUUGGGGCAACACUAUCCUUUCAAAUUGGGGUGCGAAUGCUAUCGCCAUAAAGCAACAGUUUUCAUCUAUCCAUCUCCACCCAAUAUAUAAGCUUUCCCAUCGCUUUGACAAACUAUGUUUAACGAAAGACUUCAAGACGACUAUAUCCCUUAGCUCUACACAACCUAACGUUGACCUUCAAUAUCUCUCCUCAAUUCCUACCAAUUGUUCUGAAAUCACAAUUAAGGCCACCUAUAAGCAGUGCCCAUUAAUAGUAGGCCUAGGGGAUUGCACUAAACAGUACAAAGACAUAAAAUUGCUGAUUAGUUGGGACAACCUUCGACGGCUGAGAUGCCGCUCUAAUGAUAAAUUCCAUGUCCACACUAUUAUGGCCUCAGACGACACUUACCUUUAUCUAGAAAGCUUUUCUUGUUCUGAACCACCAAACGACAUUGAGUAUCGUAUCUUUGCUGACAAAAUUGUUAUUCCGGCAGAUCAUAGUUUUCCUUGUGGAUUUUCUGGAUCCUCUAUCUAUGAUCGCAUCAAAUAUACUUGUGCCGAACAUAGUGUAUUGGUUAAAACAGCCGAGAUCUGCUAUAAAAAGGGCCGAAAGGACUUUUCUGAGACUCUAAACAUACUUGAGGCGAUUGAUGUCUUGCCUAGAUCAGCAAUAGCGCCCCAUUUUGGUAAUGUCUGUUGUGGUAAUAGACUUAAAAAUACCGAAUAUAUAACGAUUGAGGGGCCCGUCAAUAUUAAGCUUGUAGAUUGGGAUACGAUUUGUGAUAUUAAUAAUAUAAGAGAAGGUCUGUUUUUUUGCCAGCAUAUACACUACACCGAGAUCAAUAUUGUUGGGAGCGGUCAAUCUUGGGCUGGUGAUUUUGAUUCUCUCACUAUCAUUCAAGAUCUAUUCCGAGAUAUUACUGUCAAAAAGCUUACAAUCAAAAAUGUUCGUGAGGACCGCGAGAUCAGUGAGUCCUACCCGCCUAAAUUGGACAAGCCCAAAAAGACCCGAUACAAUAUGAACGUUGAUGUUUUGAUACUGGAUAAUGUUAGUGAUAUUGUUAUCUAUUGGGUCUUGGGGAGUUAUAACUUUGUUAAACCGGUAAAAAUGCAUAUACUGAAUUUGAACCGCAAUAGCCGUGUUAUUGAUCAACUUCUCUCUGAUCCGAAAGCCCGAAAGAUUUCGGAGCUUGUGUUGGAUGGCACAACAUUGCACGCUGAAUGUGAAGAUCGCCCAGUUUGA